Messenger RNA from Dinoponera quadriceps, 1514 nucleotides. RefSeq names its product zinc finger C4H2 domain-containing protein. Bases 447 to 1214 code for a protein of 255 amino acids. Gene Ontology annotation, biological process: positive regulation of neuron differentiation. The record is from RefSeq and is a predicted model, not a curated record. Lineage: Eukaryota; Metazoa; Arthropoda; Insecta; Hymenoptera; Formicidae. Gene Ontology annotation, cellular component: nucleus. The transcript has 5 exons.
AGAGUUCAGGUGGCCGACAAAAAACGUCGGAAUUCAAGCGAAACGCUUUUUAGCUCGACGUAUGGAACAGUUGGAGAAACGUACAUUUCAGCGCAGCGAGAGCUAAAUGAGAAAAGUUAAUAAAUGUCGCGAGCACCCCUAGAUGGCGCGAGCGUCCUUAUCUCGAAAAGAUUCCAAGUUUACUAUCUCACGCGGAUAGACGAAACCGACGAAACGAUUAAUUGUUCGUUCUCGCGAUACCCUUUGACAGCUUUGACAGAUAGCUCCCCAAAACACAAUAGCCAAUCCAAGUGACUGAUCACCGUUCCAAAUGCCAUGCUCAACGAUCAUCCCUCGAUCGUUUUAAUUGCUGCGAUACUGGAUUCACGAUAAUUCAAUGAGCAAAAGGUCACUGGACUAAAAAUUCCACUCGGGGCUUGUAACGGCGAUCGUCAAUAUCAGAGAUUAUGUCAGCAUCCGAGACAGUGGUGAUUUUCGCCAAGUUGGAAGCUUUGAAAGAUAUCAGGUCGAAAACCCUUCAGUUGGAAAAAUUGAAACAGAGAAUAUUGCAAGAAGUGGAACAAACUGAGCAAGAGGAGAAAUGUCUGUUAGAAUAUAAACAAGAAAUGGAUCUGCUGAUGCAGGAGAAAAUGGCACACGUUGAAGAGUUACGUCAAAUACAUGCAGAUAUAAAUGCGAUGGAGUCUGUAAUUAAACAAGCCGAAGAGGCUCGCAAUAGAGCAAGGGAGACUGCAAAAUUGAUUCACAACAAUGACUAUCAACCACUGAAGCACGACAUUGACCGUAUGCGCAGAGAAUUCCUGGGCUUGGAAAGGUUACCAGAACUGUACGAGACUGAAUCAGAUCUCAUUUCACCUGAACGAUUUGUUCAUAGCUACUUCGAACGCCCGAUGCAGAAAGCAGAGUGGAGGGUAGAAGUGCGAGGUGAUGACCUGUUACCACCGCUUGGACUACAUCAUCCUGGACAUCCGGGUGGUUCUACGCCUUUUCUUGCUCCACAACCACUUCAAGGGCCCAGCAAACCAGAACCCAGACCAUUACCGCCAGCCCCGGGGCCCCCAGCUCCAACAUUCAGGUACCACUGGCAACAACCACCGCCUAUGAAAUCCUGCCUUUCCUGUCAUCAACAAAUUCACAGGAAUGCACCAAUUUGUCCACUCUGUAAAGCAAAGUCGCGUUCUCGCAAUCCUAAGAAACCAAAGAAGAAAGAUUAAUUGUAUUUAGGAAUAUUAUUUAUACGAAUGGAUCUGCAUUUUUACAGCUCAUAAGAGGACACGUACUAAUCAUUUUUGUAAUCCAUAGCAAUUAUGCACUCUUAUCGUAUCGUUAGCAUUUAUAUAAGUAAUAGCACAGCGUCCAUGAGAAUCUAUGUGUUUAUAUAAUAUGUCGAUUUUUUGACAAUGCAGCAUUUUUUAGUUUUUAAAGUUUGUAUUCGCGUUAAGAAUAUAUAAGAUCAUGUGUAUGAAUUUACAUAACUAAAUAUAAUUUCUACUAUCGCUAUAUAACUAAAUAUA